UACUUGUUAUACAUAUCUUUACAAACAGUAAGUUAAUUUAGUUCCAUUUAAAAAGUUGCAGAUAGAGAGAUAGGAGAGAGAGAGCGAGAGAGAGAGAGAGAGAGAGAUGGAGAGUGGUGGAGAUGGAGGUGGUACUUCAUCAUGUUUGAUGAGUUUUGGAGACACCACCAACAACAUAAAUAAUAACAGUAGUAAUAAUAAUAACAGUAAUAACAACAUUGGAUCACUGUGUCUUCCUCCAAACCCACCUGGUGCAUAUAACACCACCACCAACAACAAUAACCUAAUUUUCUCUGAUCAUCAUCCUUCUGCUAUGAUGCUUGAAGACAACAACAUUAAUAUCAAUGAUGGUGUAGGGUUAGCCUUCAUGAACCCCUCUUCUUCUGUUAAAGCAAAGAUCAUGUCUCAUCCUCAUUACCCUCGUCUUUUAUCAGCUUAUCUCAACUGCCAAAAGAUAGGAGCACCACCUGAAGUAGUUGAAAGACUAGAGGAAGCUUGCAGGGCCUCGGUGGUGGCUGCAAUGUCCAGUCGCUCCGGUGGAGCUGGUACUAGCGAUGGUAGUGGUGGUGGAAUGAAUAUGAUCAUUGGACAAGAUCCAGCACUUGAUCAGUUCAUGGAAGCUUACUGUGAGAUGCUGAUAAAAUAUGAACAAGAACUCUCAAAACCCUUUAAAGAAGCCAUGCUUUUUCUCUCAAGAAUUGAGUCCCAGUUCAAAGCUAUCUCUAUUUCCACUUCAGAUUCUGCUGGUGGUGAAGGAGGCAUGGACAAAAAUGGAUCAUCCGAAGAAGAGGUGGAUGUAAAUAACAAUCUCAUUGAUCCUCAAGCUGAAGACCGAGAGUUGAAGGGUCAGCUGUUGCGCAAGUAUAGCGGUUAUUUAGGUAGUCUCAAGCAAGAGUUCAUGAAAAAGAGAAAGAAAGGGAAGUUACCAAAAGAAGCUCGUCAACAAUUGCUCGACUGGUGGACCAGGCAUUACAAAUGGCCAUACCCUUCGGAGGCUCAGAAGCUGGCACUUGCCGAGUCGACAGGACUUGACCAGAAACAGAUAAACAACUGGUUCAUAAACCAAAGGAAGCGGCACUGGAAGCCGUCCGAAGACAUGCAAUUUGUGGUAAUGGAUGCUGCUCAUCCUCACUAUUUCAUGGAGAACAUGAACAUCCUUGGUAAUCCUUAUCCCAUGGAUGUUUCACUUCUCUAGUGCUAAAUUAUAUAAAACCUCCAGUGUGUGUCAACAAAUGAUUGGUCUGGGUUUGAACUUGAUUGAAACUAUUGAGGGUUUUUACAAGUUUGUCAGCUGUUAAGGAUUUAAUGUUUCCAAUUUGUCCGUAGAACUUAAAUUAUUCUAGACUUUGUUUUGUAAGCCAUGUACGUACUGCCAUUGGUAAUAUAUUUCAUGUUUAGCUUCCGUAUUUUAA
Messenger RNA from Helianthus annuus (common sunflower), 1412 nucleotides. RefSeq names its product homeobox protein knotted-1-like LET6. Bases 107 to 1195 code for a protein of 362 amino acids. Gene Ontology annotation, biological process: regulation of DNA-templated transcription. The record is from RefSeq and is a predicted model, not a curated record. Gene Ontology annotation, cellular component: nucleus. NCBI's taxonomy places the organism in Eukaryota, Viridiplantae, Streptophyta, Magnoliopsida, Asterales, Asteraceae. Gene Ontology annotation, molecular function: DNA-binding transcription factor activity, RNA polymerase II-specific; DNA binding. The transcript has 4 exons.